AUGGCCUUCUUUCUCUUUGUAUUUCACCUCCCCAGAUAUGUGACUCCCACAGACGGAGUGAGGUAAUUGCUUGCACUGAAUGAGAAAGUAUGUCAGCCUUUAAAGCAAAGGUCAGGAUUUACAGUGUCCCUCGAACAAAGGAAUAAAUUGACUCACUACUGUACACGUUUCCCAGGAGAUACAGAGAAGUGGUUAUAGAAUGUUUAAUCCUGGGAUGGGAAAAAAAAUUGACUUUUUGCUAACUAUUGUGAGGAGCAACUCUCCAUAUAAAAAUACAUUUUUAUUGACCUAUUUGUAUGAACAUACAAUUUUUGUAAAUAUUCUGUACCGUGUUCACUGGUUAGGAUUGACUAUAGGGUGAGAUAGUGACUGUUUGUCUAAUUAUUAGCUGUUCAGUUGUCUUGCCCUUCUAGCUUGCUUCCGUUUGUGUACUCUAUAUUCUAGUUUUGUGUACUCUAUAUUCUAGUGUUGUGUACUCUAUAUUCUAGUUUUGUGUACUCUAUAUUCUAGUGUUAUGUACUGUAUAUUCUAGUGUUGUGUACUCUAUAUCCUAGUGUUGUGUACUCUAUAUCCUAGUGUUGUGUACUGUAUAUUCUAGUGUUGUGUACUCUAUAUUCUAGUGUUGUGUACUCUAUAUUCUAGUUUUGUGUACUCUAUAUUCUAGUGUUGUGUACUCUAUAUUCUAGUUUUGUGUACUCUAUAUUCUAGUUUUGUGUACUCUAUAUUCUAGUUUUGUGUACUCUAUAUUCUAGUUUUGUGUACUCUAUAUUCUAGUGUUGUGUACUCUAUAUUCUAGUGUUGUGUACUCUAUAUUCUAGUGUUGUGUACUCUAUAUUCUAGUGUUGUGUACUCUAUAUUCUAGUUUUGUGUACUCUAUAUUCUAGUUUUGUGUACUCUAUAUUCUAGUUUUGUGUACUCUAUAUUCUAGUGUUGUGUACUCUAUAUUCUAGUGUUGUGUACUCUAUAUUCUAGUGUUGUGUACUCUAUAUUCUAGUGUUGUGUACUCUAUAAUCUAGUGUUGUGUACUCUAUAUUCUAGUGUUGUGUACUCUAUAUUCUAGUGUUGUGUACUCUAUAUUCUAGUGUUGUGUACUCUAUAUUCUAGUGUUGUGUACUCUAUAUUCUAGUUUUGUGUACUCUAUAUCCUAGUGUUGUGUACUCUAUAUUCUAGUUUUGUGUACUCUAUAUUCUAGUUUUGUGUACUCUAUGUUCUAGUGUUGUGUACUCUAUAUUCUAGUGUUGUGUACUCUAUAUUCUAGUGUUGUGUACUCUAUAUUCUAGUGUUGUGUACUCUAUAAUCUAGUGUUGUGUACUCUAUAUUCUAGUGUUGUGUACUCUAUAUUCUAGUGUUGUGUACUCUAUAUUCUAGUGUUGUGUACUCUAUAUUCUAGUGUUGUGUACUCUAUAUUCUAGUGUUGUGUACUCUAUAUUCUAGUGUUGUGUACUCUAUAUUCUAGUUUUGUGUACUCUAUAUUCUAGUUUUGUGUACUCUAUAUUCAAGUUUUGUGUACUCUAUAUUCUAGUUUUGUGUAUUCUAUAUUCUAGUUUUGUGUACUCUAUAUUCUAGUGUUGUGUACUCUAUAUUCUAGUGUUGUGUACUCUAUAUUCUAGUGUUGUGUACUCUAUAUUCUAGUGUUGUGUACUCUAUAAUCUAGUGUUGUGUACUCUAUAUUCUAGUGUUGUGUACUCUAUAUUCUAGUGUUGUGUACUCUAUAUUCUAGUGUUGUGUACUCUAUAUUCUAGUGUUGUGUACUCUAUAUUCUAGUGUUGUGUACUCUAUAUUCUAGUUUUGUGUACUCUAUAUCCUAGUGUUGUGUACUCUAUAUUCUAGUUUUGUGUACUCUAUAUUCUAGUUUUGUGUACUGUAUAUUCUAGUGUUGUGUACUGUAUAUUCUAGUGUUGUGUACUCUAUAUUCUAGUGUUGUGUACUCUAUAUUCUAGUUUUGUGUACUCUAUAUCCUAGUGUUGUGUACUCUAUAUUCUAGUUUUGUGUACUCUAUAUUCUAGUUUUGUGUACUCUAUAUUCUAGUUUUGUGUACUGUAUAUUCUAGUGUUGUGUACUCUAUAUUCUAGUGUUGUGUACUCUAUAUUCUAGUGUUGUGUACUCUAUAUUCUAGUUUUGUGUACUCUAUAUUCUAGUGUUGUGUACUCUAUAUUCUAGUGUUGUGUACUCUAUAUUCUAGUGUUGUGUACUCUAUAUUCUAGUUUUGUGUACUCUAUAUCCUAGUGUUGUGUACUCUAUAUUCUAGUUUUGUGUACUCUAUAUUCUAGUUUUGUGUACUGUAUAUUCUAGUGUUGUGUACUCUAUAUUCUAGUGUUGUGUACUCUAUAUUCUAGUGUUGUGUACUGUAUAUACUAGAGGCCUAGUACAUUACAUAAAGCUCUAGUCAUUUUCCUGUGAUCCACCAAGUAAACUGCCUCCACAGUACAUUCCAGCCCAGUACAUCACAGCCCAUUACAUCACAGCCCAGGAGGUCACAGCCCAUUACAUCACAGCCCAGGAGGUCACAGCCCAUUACAUCACAGCCCAUUACAUCACAGCCCAUUACAUCACAGCCCAUUACAUCACAGCCCAGUACAUCACAGCUCAGCAGGUCACAGCCCAUUACAUCACAGCCCAGGAGGUCACAGCCCAGUACAUCACAGCCCAUGAGGUCACAGCCCAGGAGGUCACAGCCCAGUACAUCACAGCCCAGGAGGUCACAGCCCAGUACAUCACAGCCCAGUACAUCACAGCCAUAGGAGGUCACAGCCCAGUACAUCACAGCCCAGUACAUCACAGCCCAGGAGAUCACAGCCCAGUACAUCACAGCCCAGGAGGUCACAGCCCAGUACAUCACAGCCCAGUAGGUCACAGCCCAGGAGGUCACAGCCCAUUACAUCACAGCCCAGGAGGUCACAGCCCAGUACAUCACAGCCCAGUAGGUCACAGCCCAGUAGGUCACAGCCCAGGAGGUCACAGCCCAGGAGGUCACAGCCCAGUACAUCACAGCCAUAGGAGGUCACAGCCCAGGAGGUCACAGCCCAUUACAUCACAGCCCAGGAGGUCACAGCCCAGGAGGUCACAGCCCAUUACAUCACAGCCCAGGAGGUCACAGCCCAGGAGGUCACAGCCCAGGAGGUCACAGCCCAGUACAUCACAGCCAUAGGAGGUCACAGCCCAGUACAUCACAGCCCAUUACAUCACAGCCCAGGAGGAUUGUGCCAUGACCCACAGCAUUGUUCAAACAUCACUUUUCAUCCUUAUCUCAUACUUGUCAAAUCAUCACAAUAAAUUAAACUGAAAACUUCAACAAAGAUAUACUGUAGACCAGGGGUCUCCUCUCCAGUUCCAAAGGUCCUGGACAGCUGCACAGGGUGUGGAGGCUUUCGUUCCAUGAUUGGUUAAUGUUUUAAAUGAGGUGUGUUAGUGUUGUACAGUCGUGGUCAAAAGUUUUGAGAAUGACACAAAUAUUAAUUUUCACAAAGUCUGCUGCCUCAAUUUUUAUGAUGGCAAUUUGCAUAUACAGUGAUCCCUCGCCACUUCGCGGUUCACUUAUCGCGGAUUCGCUAUUUCGCGGAUUUUCAUAAUGCAUUUUUUUUUUUUUUUUGGUGCAUUGUGCUCUGCAUUCUGAUUCGCUAAAAACUCACUCCCGCUUCUUGUAUCAAAACAUGCUACGAAUUGUGCUAUCAUUUUGUCGUCUCGUGCAGUUAUGUGUACGUACAUAAAACAGCUUGGCAAAUUUACAUUAAGUUGGCCAAAUUAUCUUGUAAUUUCGAACAUCUUCUAAACCCAUAAUGUCGACGAAACGGCCUACACGUGAGUCACUGUAUUUGUAUACAUGUAAUAGUUGCUAAUUGUAAAAAAAAAAAAGUUUUCUAUUUCGCGGAUUUCACUUAUCGCGGGUCAUUUUCGGAACGUAACCCCCGCGAUAAACGAGGGAUUACUGUACUCCAGAAUGUUAUGAAGAGUGAUCAGAUGAAUUGCAAUUAAUUGCAAAGUCCCUCUUUGCCAUGAAAAUGAACUUAAUCCCCCAAAAAAACAUUUCCACUGCAUUUCAGCCCUGCCACAAAAGGACCAGCUGACAUCAUGUCAGUGAUUCACUCGUUAACACAGUGUUGACGAGGACAAGGCUGGAGAUCACUCUGUCAUGCUGAUUGAGUUAGAAUAACAGACUGGAAGCUUUAAAAGGAGGGUGGUGCUUGAAAUCAUUGUUCUUCCUCUGUUAACCAUGGUUACCUGCAAGGAAACACGUGCCGUCAUCAUUGCUUUGCACAAAAAGGGCUUCACAGGCAAGGAUAUUGCUGCUGGUAAGAUUGCACCUAAAUCAACCAUUUAUCGGAUCAUCAAGAACUUAAAGGAGAGAGGUCCAAUUGUUGUUAAGAAGGCUUCAGGGCACCCAAGAAAGUCCAGCAAGUGCCAGGACCGUCUCCUAAAGUUGAUUCAGAUGCGGGAUCGGGGCACCACCGGUGCAGAGCUUGCUCAGGAAUGGCAGCAGGCAGGUGUGAGUGCAUCUGCACACACAGUGAGGCAAAUACUUUUGGAGGAUGGCCUAGUAUCAAGAAGGGCAGCGAGGAAGCCACUUCUCUCCAGGAAUCUGCAAAAGGUACAGGGAUUGGACUGCUGAGGACUGGGGUAAAGUCAUUUUCUCUGAUGAAUCCCUUUUCCGAUUGUUUGGGGCAUCUGGAAAAAAGCUUGUCCGGAGAAGACAAGGUGAGCGCUACCAUCAGUCCUGUGUCAUGCCAACAGUAAAGCAUCCUGAGACCAUUCAUGUGUGGGGUUGCUUCUCAGCCAAGGGAGUGGGCUCACUCACAAUUUUGCCUAAGAACACAGCCAUGAAUAAAGAAUGGUACCAACACAUCCUCCGUGAGCAACUUCUCCCAACCAUCCAAGAACAGUUUGGUGAAGAACAAUGCCUUUUCCAGCAUGAUGGAGCCCCCUGCCAUAAGGCAAAAGUGAUAACUAAGUGGCUCGGGGAACAAAACAUCUACAUUUUGGUCCAUGGCCAGGAACUCCCCAGACCUUAAUCCCAUUGAGAGCUUGUGGUCAAUCCUCAAGAGGCGGGUGGACAAACAAAAACCCACAAAUUCUGACAAACUCCAAGCAUUGAUUAUGCAAGAAUGGGCUGCCAUCAGUCAGGAUGUGGCCCAGAAGUUAAUUGAUAGCAUGCCAGGGCGGAUUGCAGAGGUCUUGAAAAAGAAGGGUCAACACUGCAAAUAUUGACUCUUUGCAUAAACUUAAUGUAAUUGUCAAUAAAAGCCUUUGACACUUAUGGAAUGCUUGUAAUUAUACUUCAGUAUACAAUAGUAACAUCUGACAAAAAUAUCUAAAAACACUGAAGCAGCGAACGUUGUGAAGACCAAUAUUUGUGUCAUUCUCAAAGCUUUUGACCACGACUGUAGACUGUCUUUGGGUGUUAUAGUCCAUGAAUAAUCCAACAUGAAUGAAUAAAAACUGCCACCUCUCGCAAAUAGAAUUAUAGCUCAUAUUUUGUUCCGCGUCAGCAGGCAGGCCAUCUUUAUUCAUUAACAUAACGUUACUCACUGUAGCGCCCACUCUCUCCGCUUCUUUCACCACCUCCUCCUCUUCCUCCUCCUCCUCCUCCUCCUCCUCUGUCCAGGUGGUACCCAGCGACUGCCCAGGGCCAUCGGGGUAGCCCUGGCUAAGGAGCUGAUCUUUGCGGCGCGGGCGAUUGACGGAACUGAGGCGAAGAGACUGGGCCUGGUCAGCCAUGCCGUGGAGCAGAACAACAGUGGAGAUGCCGCCUACCUGAGAGCUCUGGACCUGGCCCGCGAGUUCAACCCAAAUGUGAGUGGACGAUAAAGCAUGUGUGUAUAUUGUAUCGAAACCUGUGUAAUACCACCGUUAAGGCAGGGAAGAAAUUACACGUCGGCUGUGUCCGAAAUCGUGUGCCCUUACCUGAUUAUCAGCUGGGUCUAAAAAAUGUAAUUUUCUUCCUCAAUAGCGUGCAGCGAAUUCAUACUAGAUGAAAAACUGAAAUGAGGAUUACAUCCUGGCAUAUAUAAAGCAUACUAAAUGUUUUUGAAAUUUCACAUACUAUAAAAUGUUUUAUUUUUGCAUACCCAAUCAGCGUACUAUUUCGAACGCAGUGUACGGUUAUUCGGACAUGGCCAUUGACACUGUGGUUGACCUGAAAUCAAACCUAUACUCAGAAUAGGCUGAAUGAUUUGGAGUGUAGCAUACAGUCGUGAUGUAUCAGAAAUAACACCUGAGCGAAUGCAGAUGUUGUACCUUUUAUGUACGGAUUAGAUUUCUAGUGACCUGCAACAUUAUACCGGACAACCACCUGGUAUAUAGACUCAGGGUAGACACAACGACCAUUGUUAUUUACAUGAACUUUUGACCCUAAACAAACCAUUGUGUUGCUUUUGAUCUCCUCAGGGUCCCAUUGCAAUUAGGAUGGCAAAGUUGGCCAUCAACCAGGGCAUAGAGGUAAGACUCAUACAUAACAGUACUUUUUCCAUCUCUGUAAUAAGUGAUCAAAUGUCCCCAAAUUCGGUUUCCAGUCAACACACUGGCCUCGAGUACAGUAUUUUAUAAUUUGACCAAAUCUGUUCGUAUGUUUAUUAUUGAAUGGUCAGGGCACAGGUUAAGUCAAUGUAAUGUUCUAAGCAGACCUGGGUUCAAAUAAUAUCGGAGAUUGGCCCCUUAGGGAUGACCUUUUAGGGAUGUCCUCUUGUGUCUAGCAAUAGUAUUUGGGAAUGAUCUCCUGGUUACAGCAAUAGUAUUUGGGAAUGACCUUAGGUCUAGCAAUAGUAUUUGGGAAGAAUCUCCUAGGUCUAGCAACAGUGUUUGGGAAGGAUCUCCUAGGUCUAGCAACAGUGUUUGGGAAUGAUCUCCUAGGUCUAGCAAUAUUAUUUGGGAAUGGCCUCUUGGAUCUUGCUGUAUUUAGGAAUUGGUGCCACAAAGCAUGGUCGAGGUUUGAAGUUAGCAUCUGAUUCAGUAGUCAGUGAGUCAGCUCACUUGCCAAAGAGACCCAUGUCACAUCUGAAGGCCGUCAGAUAAACCUGAGAGAAUCUGUUGAGUGACUUCGUUAUCCCAGAGGCCAACGGUCACGACUGACGAAUCAAGUGAAGAUAUCUCCAAACCGCACUUUCUGACAGGUGUUGUGUCGUUGGUAGACAGCCUGUACUACCAAGUUAAUGUGUCAUAGGCUAUACAAACUGGCAAUAUCCAUAUUGGGGCAAAAUACGACCAAUGGUCAAAUCACGCAAAUCACAAGCAAGACCAGCCUGGUUUCAUGUAGUUUUCUCAGGCUAUAUGAAUUCGGGUCAUUAAAGCUUAACGUGUUCCUGCCUACUUUGAACAGCAUCUGGCCCACUUGAAAGGUGCACAUUUUUAAACAGAGAGAAAUUCUACUCCACAAAGAACCUGUGCAUUCCUUUAUUAUAUUGCUCAAGGAAGAUCUCUUUAAAUUUAGGUAAUUUUCUCAAGGAGAGUAUGGCACAGGAGAUAUUUCUGGUUCAGUUAAAUGCCAAGGUAACCUAUUAAUGUAGGGUUCUCCUCCCUCUGUGCUGUCAGGGAAAAUAAAUGCUGCCCUUAAUUCUGUAUAAUUUAACCUUUAAAGUGUGAAUGUGGAAUGGGUCUUGGAUCAAGGUAGGUUUGUUAAAGUUUUGUAAACAUUUUACCAAUGCACAGACAUAUGCUCAAUAUAGAUAUAGGAUCUUAAUUUGAGCCAGUUUGCUACAGUGUGGAUUAUGCACUGGACAAAAAUAUAAACUUCAAAGAUUUUACUGAUUUACAGUUCAUAUAAGGAAAUCAAUUAAAAUAAAUAAAUUAGGCCUUAAUCUAUGGAUUUCACAUGAAUGGGAAUACAGAUAUGCAUCUGUUGGUCACAGAUACCUUAAAAAAAAAAAAAAACUGUCAGCAUCUGGUGUGACUCAUCUCCUUCGCAUACAGUUGAUCAGGCUGUUCAUUGUGGCCUGUGGAAUGUUGUCCCACUCCUCUUCAAUGGCUGUGCAAAGUUGCUGGAUAUUGGCGGGAACUGGUACACACUGUCGUACAUGUCGAUCCAGAGCAUCCCAAACAUGCUCAAUGGGUGACAUGUCUGGUGAGUAUGCAGGCCAUGGAAGAACUGGUGCAUUUUCAGCUUUCAGGAAUUGUGUACAGAUCCUUGCGACAUGGGGCCGUGCAUUAUCAUGCAGAAACAUGAGGUGAUGGCGGCGGAUGAAUGGCAGGACAAUGGGCCUCAGGAUCUCGUCACGGUAUCUCUGUGCAUUCAAAUUGCCAGCGAUAUAAUGCAAUUGUAUUCGUUGUCCAUAGCUUAUGCCUGCCCAUACCAUAACCCCACCGCCACCAUGGGGCGCUCUCUUCACAACGUUGACAUCAGCAAACCGCUCACCCACACAACGUCAUCUGUCCGGUACAAAUGAAACCGGGAUUCAUCCGUGAAGAGCACACUUCUCCAGCGUGCCAGUGGCCAUCAAAGAUGAGCGUUCGGUGAUGACGACGAGCUCGCAGAUGAGUUUCCUUGACAGUUUGUGCAGUAAUUCUUUGGUUGUGCAAACCCACAGUUUCAUCAGCUGUCCGGGUGACUGGUCUCAGAUGAUUCCGCAGGUGAAGAAGCCGGAUGUGGAGGUCCUGGGCUGGCGUGGUUACACGUUGUCUGCGGUUUGAGGCCAUUUGGAUGUACUGCCAAAUUAUCUAAAAUGACGUUGAAGGCGGCUUAUGGUAGAGCAAUGAACAUUUAAUUAUCUGGCAACAGCUCUGGUGGAUAUUCCUGCAGUCAGCAUGCCAAUUGCCUGCUCCCUCAAAACAUCUGUGGCAUUGUGUUGUGUGACAAAACCGCACAUUUUAGAGUGGCCUUUUAUUGUCCCCAGCACCUGUGUGGUGAUCAUGCUGUUUAAUCAGCUUCUUGAUAUGCCACACCUGUCAGGUGGAUGGAUUAUCUUGGCAAAGGAGAAAUGCUCACUAACAGGGAUGUAAACACAUUUGUGCACUAAAUUUGAGAGAAAUAAGCUUUUCGUGCGUAUGGAAAAUUUCAGUGAUCUUUUAUUUCAGCUCAUGAAACAUGGGAUCAAGACUUUACAUGUUGCGUUUAUAUUUUUGUUCAGUGUAAUUAAUGGACAUUUUUGUAGGUGUUGAUACAUUUUUCGUAAGGGAAAAUCAAGUCUGAAAUUUCAAAGUGGGAAUUACAAACUUCAGAAGCCUUUUUAAACCUCAAAUACUACACUACAAGUUUUACAUUUCAGUUCUUCUGCAACAGGGUGAUCAAAUUAAGAUCCUACAUCUGUAGUUUCGAUCCUGUAGGAAUGACUGGAAACAAUGAAACAAGGAAACCACAUAGCUGGUCAAGAAUAAAGAUGGUAGAAAAUAGAUAUUUUACGGUCUAUAUUGCUGCAUAUGUUAGUUAUGUUCUCUAAUAUCUUGAUAUUUUUCAGGUGGAUUUAAAUACGGGAUUAGCAAUUGAAGAAGCAUGCUAUGCCCAGGUAGGUCUAGUCAUGAACAACAACCCUUCUGUUAAAUAGCCCAUAUUCUCUAGAAUUUCUAUGCUUAUUUUUUGCUAGAACUAUUUAAAAUGUACACUUUUAUAUGCAGUUCACAUACAAUGACGCCACGAUUUGUCAAGGUUAGAUAGCGUCUAUUAACCUAGUGUACCUCUUCCACCUGCAUACCUACGCUCACUUUGGACGCCAACAGUCUUCGAUUAUCUUUCAAACAACUCACACAGUAUGACACAUAAACAACACAAGCACUAGCGCUCGCAGGAUCACUAAAGAUAGAACAUCUACGUCGUUGUCUUUCAUUGACACAUCUUUUGUGGUUUCCAAGGUGAUUCCGACAAAAGACAGGCUGGAAGGACUGGCUGCGUUCAAGGAGAAGAGGCCCCCUCGCUUCAAGGGAGAGUAA
Messenger RNA from Coregonus sp. 'balchen', 9849 nucleotides. NCBI's taxonomy places the organism in Eukaryota, Metazoa, Chordata, Actinopteri, Salmoniformes, Salmonidae. The record is from the annotation of a GenBank genome assembly.